AUGGUGUGUUGUUGCAAAAGAAAAAAGAAACAACAAAAACUUGACAAAAGUUACCCUAGCAAGAAUCAUGGUAGACCUAAAGAUAAUGGCUACUAUAACAAACAACAAUAUGAUUGGAACCAACACCAUCAAAGCAAUGAUAUUCACUUAAAGAUGCCACCACCACCUAGUAGCGGUCCGCCAAGCUCCGAGCAAGGAUGGGUAGCUGUACCACCACCUCCACCACCACCAGGAAUGAUAAGUAGUGACUUGAGCUCGUCUACUUACUCAGCCCCAUUGCCACCACCACAUCCGGGCAUCGCCGUGAGUCUUAACACAAACGUGUUUACCUAUGUAGAAUUAGCAACAGCCACAAAAGGGUUUGAUCAAUCUCUACUUUUAGGGCAAGGUGGAUUCGGGUACGUUCACAAAGGAGUAUUACCUAAUGGAAAAGAAGUCGCUGUGAAAAGCCUUAAGCUUGAUAGUGGUCAAGGAGAGCGUGAAUUUCAAGCUGAGGUUGAAAUCAUUAGCCGUGUACAUCACCGUCAUCUUGUAUCUCUUGUUGGAUAUUGUAUCACGGGACAACAAAGAAUACUGGUCUAUGAGUUUAUUUCGAAUCAAACCCUAGAGUAUCACAUUCAUGGUAAAAACUCUCGUGUUAUGGACUGCUCAACUAGAUUACAAAUCGCUCUAGGGGCAGCUAAAGGUUUUGCUUACCUUCAUGAAGAUUGUAAUCCUCGCAUUAUCCACAGAGAUAUUAAGGCUGCGAAUAUACUGCUUGAUGAACACUUUGAGGCCAAGGUGGCGGAUUUUGGAUUGGCGAAACUAUCAUCAGAAACUAUCACUCAUGUAUCCACACGCGUUAUGGGGACAUUCGGGUACCUUGCACCCGAGUAUGCAUCUACGGGUAAACUUACAGAGAAAUCUGAUGUCUUUUCAUAUGGAGUUGUACUUUUGGAACUGAUUACUGGAAAAAGACCCAUAAACAGACAUAAUGACGACGAGAACUUGAUUGAUUGGGCUAGGCCUAUAUUAAUGCAUGCAUCAAAUGGAGGGAGUUUUGAAGAGCUGGUUGAUCCGCGUUUAGGAGACAAUUACGAUCGGGAUGAGAUGCAUCGCAUGGUAGCAUGUGCUGCUUCUACCAUUAGGCAUUCUGCAAGGAUGCGUCCUAAAAUGAGACAGAUUGUACAUAUGUUAGAAGGUGAUGUUUCCUUAGAUAAUUUAAAUGAGGUAGGAAAAACCAUGCGUAAAGAAAAUGUAGAGCAGGAUUCCCAUUCAUUUAACGAAGACAAUAGCUGA
Erigeron canadensis is the source of this 1278-nucleotide messenger RNA. RefSeq names its product putative proline-rich receptor-like protein kinase PERK6. The coding region runs from base 1 to 1278 and encodes 425 amino acids. Gene Ontology annotation, biological process: protein phosphorylation. Lineage: Eukaryota; Viridiplantae; Streptophyta; Magnoliopsida; Asterales; Asteraceae. Gene Ontology annotation, molecular function: ATP binding; protein kinase activity. The record is from RefSeq and is a predicted model, not a curated record. The transcript has 8 exons.